Messenger RNA from Angiostrongylus costaricensis, 228 nucleotides. The record is from the annotation of a GenBank genome assembly. Lineage: Eukaryota; Metazoa; Nematoda; Chromadorea; Rhabditida; Metastrongylidae.
AUGCUGGUACUCAUUAGUACCAUGGUGCUCACCGAAUUGUGGGACUACUGUUACAUGCGGUACGACCAGGCUCUGAGCAAGGCGACUCCGCCGAAACACCAGCUAUUGAACAACGACAACAACAAUAACAAUAAGAUCUAUGCUCCUAUUCCAAUUCAGCUGCAGUUAUUCGACAAGAAAUCCAGGUCUAACACGGAUGGACUGCAAGAUUCCGUCAAACUUGAAUAA